AUGAAUAUCCUCUCGUCUCUGGCGCCGCCGUCGAGCUUCCAGAUUGGCAUCCGGGCCGUCUCCCGACAGAGCGAACGGAUACUCUACACAGCCUCCGCCCGCCAGUUUGCGACCGUAGCCCGGGUCGCGCCCUUCAAGACAGGAUGCUGCGGUCGUAGUACACACGCGGUUGGGCUUCUGCGUCCCUCCAGAGCCCUUCGGUACGAAUGGACGCAAUCCCAUGGGUUACUACCGCGGACAACGGUGCGGACGGCCUUUACGUUUCGCGCCAUCGUUCACUACAGUCUGCUGCCCAACGACUACGAGGAUGCGAACGGGCUCGCUUAUCGGAAAGAAGACCUCACCCAGACCGAAGUCAACAAGAUAUUCGGCGCACAUAUCACGGCGCGAGAUGCCAACCAGCUCCUCAAGAUAAUACACGGCCGGAGGGUUGCCGGCACGUUGGACGACCCGGAUCUCCAACAGAAUACGGCGCAUUUCCUGGCCGCGGACAAGAUCAAGGCGUUGGAGUACCUACGCAAGAAUAUCCCGGUGGACGAGGUCAUCAACGCCGGGCUGCGCGCCGAGGACGAGUUGCGACUACUGGAGGAACAAGAGUCCGAGUUCAACAGCCAGGAGGCCGAGGAACAAUUCGAAGAGACGAGUCCUCAGAAGACUCCUACCGCAAAGGAAGUCGAGGAACAGAGGCUGGCACCAACCGGGAGACUGCCAAGACAAGACGACUCCGCGUACGGAGAGGGCGUCUUCGACCGCAUCCGCAAGCGCAAUGAAGCCAAGCACGCGGCCGAACAGGAGCGCCUCGAAGCUGAGCGCAUCAAGCGCGAAGAGGAGGAGGCUCUAGGGAACAUCGGAACGCUGCAGACCCAGCAGGCAAAGCCGAGGGAGCUGAGCCCGUUUGUGAAGAAGUACACGGAGCGGGCCACUUCGAGCCUGGCGGAACCACCGAAGAUGGCGGCUUGGGAACGCCUGCUGCCCACGGCGGCAUUCGUGCUCCUGGUCCUUGGAGCAUGUGCCGUCCUUGCCGCUUACUACACUCCUCCUAAACGGAACUGGCGGAUGUGGCCGGACAUACCUCCCGCCGCCGCAACGUGCAUUGCGUUGAUUCUUGGUAACUUUGCCGUGUUCGCCCUGUGGAAAUUCCCGCCGGCCUGGGUUGUGUUCAACAGGUACAUGCUGUUGGUCGCCGCGACUCCGCGCCCACUGCAGGUCAUCGGCGCCAUGUUCUCGCAUCACCAAGCAACACACAUGAUCGGGAACAUGGUCGCCCUGUGGUUCUUUGGCAUCCGGCUGCACGACGACAUUGGCCGCGGCAACUUCCUGGCGCUCUACUUUGCCUCGGGCGCUGUUGGUUUCCUGGCCAGUCUGUCGAACCUGGUGCUGUUCCGCGGCCUGCAGUUCACCACGCUCGGGGCGUCGGGCGCCGUCUACGGCAUCAUGGCCGCCUUCUUCUGGCUGCACCGGGCCGACGAGUUCAAGAUCUUUGGCUACCCGCCGGACCCGUGGUCCGGGCCCACGGGCGCCGUCUUCCUCGGCCUCAUUGUCGGCCUGCACAUCUGGGCCGGCCUGUUCUCCAGGAACGCGGCAGCGUUCACCUACGACAUUGCAUCGCACGUGGGAGGCAUCUCGGCCGGCAUGCUGGGUAUUGAGUGGAUUCAGAAGUCCAUGGACAGCAAGGCCGCGGCCAAGGUCAAGGACGACAAGCACAACAGCAUGGACGUGCUCGGUAAGGUCGUUGAGCAGAAGCCCAAGACCGACAACUAG
Neoarthrinium moseri is the source of this 1761-nucleotide messenger RNA. RefSeq lists its product as uncharacterized. Gene Ontology annotation, molecular function: serine-type endopeptidase activity. Lineage: Eukaryota; Fungi; Ascomycota; Sordariomycetes; Amphisphaeriales; Apiosporaceae. Bases 1 to 1761 code for a protein of 586 amino acids. Gene Ontology annotation, cellular component: membrane. The record is from RefSeq and is a predicted model, not a curated record. The transcript has a single exon.